This is a messenger RNA of Ziziphus jujuba (common jujube), 2049 nucleotides long. Its product is annotated as rhamnogalacturonan I rhamnosyltransferase 1. Lineage: Eukaryota; Viridiplantae; Streptophyta; Magnoliopsida; Rosales; Rhamnaceae. Gene Ontology annotation, cellular component: cytoplasm. Bases 282 to 1808 code for a protein of 508 amino acids. The record is from RefSeq and is a predicted model, not a curated record. The transcript is spliced from 8 exons.
UACGUCUCUUGAACCUUAAUUACAGGGCUUUACAGUUUCAGUUUUGCUAUUAAAACCCAAGUAUCUGUGCCUCUGUUUCUUUCAUUCUCUGCCUUCUACACUUGGGUUUUUGGCUUAGAGAGUUGGUUUCUUAGUAUUAAGAAAAAAUAUAGAAUAUAUAUAUAUAUAUAUAUUAUAUGUAAAUAUAGCUCGCUCAUGUCUGCAGAAUUUGAAGAAGCAUUGUAUUCUUCAAGUUCUGAGAGAGAGUUUUUUUCAAACUGCUAAGAGUGGGAAUCAGAGGAAUGGUGUUUGCGUUUCACAAUGUAUCUGAGGAAGAGAUUGGAAUAAAGCUUUUAAGCAAGGGUGAGAAAUCAAACACUUGUACAACUAGUUCUCCAAAUUCGAUGAUGAAGAUGUGGAUGAUUCGGGCGGUUACCACUAUGGUCAUCUGGACUUGUGCUGUCCAUCUAAUGGCGCUUGGUGAAUUAUGGAGCCUGAGAUUGUUAAAGGGUUGGCCUUCUUGUUUCAAUCAUCAUCAGAAUUUGUCCCAGUUGCCUGAACCGUCUUCAAUUCCUCCCAAACUUGUUCUCCCGCCAAAGAGGAUUUACAAGAAUAAUGGUUAUCUCAUGGUUUCUUGCAAUGGAGGACUCAAUCAAAUGCGAGCAGCGAUCUGUGAUAUGGUUACCAUAGCCAGACACUUAAAUGUUACUCUUAUUGUUCCUCAGCUCGAUAAGAAUUCAUUUUGGGCUGAUAAAAGUGAGUUUCAGGACAUUUUUGAUGUUGAUCAUUUCAUUACAUCAUUGAGAGAUGAGGUUAGGAUAUUGAAGGAAUUGCCUCCAAAGCUCAAGAAAAGAGUUGAAUUGGGGAAGUUUUAUUCCCUGCCACCUGUUAGUUGGUCUAACGUUUCCUACUACAUUAAUGAGAUUCUACCUCUGCUGAAAAAGUACAAAAUUGUGCAUUUCAACAAAACAGAUGCAAGACUAGCUAAUAAUGGACUGCCUAUGGAACUUCAAAGGCUGCGUUGCCGGGUAAAUUACAAUGGAUUAAGAUUUACACCACAGAUUGAAGAAUUGGGUAAGAAGGUCAUCAAUAUUUUGAGAGAAAAGGGUCCUUUUCUAGCCCUCCAUCUUAGAUAUGAAAUGGACAUGCUGUCUUUCUCUGGCUGCAGCCAUGGCUGCAACAAUGAAGAAGUAAAAGUGCUUACAAAAAUGAGAUAUGAUAACAAAUUAUGGAAAGACAAAGUUAUAAAUUCCGAGUUGAAGAGGAAAGAAGGUUCUUGCCCGUUGACACCUGAGGAAACUGCUAUAUUAUUGAGUUCCUUGGGAUUGGAUCACACUGUUCAAAUCUAUAUUGCUGCUGGAGAAAUAUAUGGUGGACAAAGAAGAAUGGCAAAUUUGGAGGCUGCUUUUCCUAAUCUGGUCAGAAAAGAAACCCUGUUGGAUUCCUCAGAUUUGAGGUUUUUCCAGAACCACUCCUCCCAAAUGGCAGCAUUGGAUUAUCUGGUGUCCCUAGAGAGUGAUAUGUUUAUUCCUACUUAUGAUGGGAACAUGGCCAAAGUUGUUGAAGGCCAUCGAAGAUUCUUGGGUUUCAAGAAGACCAUUUUACCAAACAGAAAGCUUCUGAUUCGUUUAGUUGAUAAAUAUCAAAAUGGGGAACUUCAAUGGGAUAUGUUGUCUCGUUUUGUGAAGGAAGCACAUAGAAAUCGAAUUGGAAGUCCAAAGAAAAGAGUAGCUAUUCCGGGUAGACCAAAAGAAGAAGAUUAUUUCUACUCCAAUCCCCAUGAGUGUUUGCAAUUGCUAGAUGAUGAACCAUUAAGAUCUAAUGGUUAAUUGAAUCAAAAAUUUUACUUCAGCAGCUGUUUCCUACAACAAGGUGCUUGAAAUGCUCUUUUCAUAUUGAAAAUUGCAAAUUGUUAAUAUUUGUUCAUAAUUUUUAAUAAUUUUUUUUCAUUUAGUAAAAUAUAAUUCUAUUUCAAUGUCACUAGGAAAGCAGCCACAUAUGAAGAGUAAAUACCUCAUUUCUCAAUGCUAGAAUUCUUGGAUAAUUUACUUGUCCAUGUACUUCGUUUUA